This is a messenger RNA of Python bivittatus (Burmese python), 672 nucleotides long. RefSeq lists its product as uncharacterized. The record is from RefSeq and is a predicted model, not a curated record. Lineage: Eukaryota; Metazoa; Chordata; Lepidosauria; Squamata; Pythonidae.
AUGUCUUCUCAAAGCCAUCGUAGUACUUUGUCACUGAAAGACAUACUAGACAAUGGAUUUCUGAUCAGUGCUUCCAGCUGUAGCCACUCUCCAAGUAGCAGCUUAUUUCUGGACAUGAAUAGUGUUCCGAAAUCAGAAUUAUGGGACAGUACAAACUAUAUUCAUAAUAUAAGUAAAGGGAAUACUCUAACUAUCAAGGUAACAGAAUCCUCUUUGGGUAGUGUGAAGGGAGACCUGCAAACUUCAUGUGACAGUGGGACAUCUUUUUGCAAAACUCCAUUCCAACCAUCUGCCUUUGACUUGUCAAACUUUUCUGCUAAUAACAGCAAAGCAAAUCCCAUAGUGAACACAUUCCAUGAUACUAAGUCAUCUACACCAUGCAAAGAAGACAAGGCCUCUGUACUAACUGAAAACAUGAUAUUAAAAAAUUCUGAAAUGAGUGAUUUUGUGGUCUUCAAGAAACCACUGCCCCCACCAAUAUGGGAGAUCUCUGGAAUACAAGCCACUUUGGACAACACUCUGUCUCUUGAAGCAAGCUUAGAAGAUACUGGCUCCCUGGGUUGCAUGAAAACUGAUACUCCUUCUCUGGAGGUGUCACAUUUUGCUAUGCCACCUGAUCCAUCAAUGAAGCCAACUGAUGCUUCUCUUGCCAUUCUUUCUGCUGACAACUGA